UAAUAAUUCUAAAUAACAACAAUAACAACAAUAAUAACAACAAAGCAAAUAUAAAAAUAAAAAAGCCAUGGAAAAUUUUCCACCUCAAAAAUAUGUCAAUAAAAUAGAAACUUUUGAUACGUGUAUGAUUGAAGCUACAAAUCAGCAAGAAAUAAAUCAAUCUGUUGGUGCGCAAACUUCUAUGCAAACAGUACAAGUAAAAAAUCAAGAUAAUCAUGAAUCAUCGACAUUACAUCAACAUCAACAACAGCAACAACAACAACAGCAGCAGCAACAACAACAGCAACAACAACAGCAACAACAACAACAACAAAUGCAACAGGAUCAAACUCAAAUCACGCAAAUACAAUCAAAUAUUCAUCAAAACAUGACACUUACUCCAGUACGCUUACCUGCAAUUCUAGACGGUGAAUUCUUUACAGUAAUUCGAGUAGAGGACACUAAUGUUACAGUUAGAUGUUUACAAUGUCACAAAUUGCUUAAUGGAAAUUUAAAAUCUACGGGGAACUUUUUAAGUCAUAUAAAAAGACUCCAUCCACUCAUGAUAGAAAAAAUCAAAUGUAAAUCUAACCAAAGGAAACCUGCAAUGGUAUAUAUUGAUUUAUCUUCUGAUAAAUAUGCAGAAAUCAUAAAAACAAAAAGAAGAUACAGAAAAUACUAUAAACCAGAAGAGUGUCAACCUGGUAGCGAAGAAUUGUAUGAACAAUCUGCAGAAUGGACGGAUCAAAAUCCAGUUAUUAGAAGAAGAAAAUCAGAAGAACCUGAAUCUAAUGAUUUUUUAAAAAUACCACACAACAAUUCUAUCGUUAUGGAAGAUGAAUUUGAUGCAAUUGGUCGUAAUGUAGCGGCUAAACUUAGAAAUAUGCGUAUAGACCAAAGAAUAAUAGCGGAGAAGUUAUUAAGUGAUAUUUUGUUUGAAGCACAACUUGGUAAUCUACACAGAGAUUCUAACAUACAUGUGUAAAAGAUUUAUUUUCUAAUAUAUAUAUAUAUAUAUACAUAUAUAUAUUUUCUAUAAAUGAACUGAAGUAUAGAUAUGCUUUAAUAAAUAUCAAAAGAAUAUAUUUUUAAUAAAUUCGAACAACGGGAGCUUUAAAAGUUCUUAUGUCUAAAUAUCAACUUUUAAAGCACCAAAAUAUACAGUGAAAAAUGUAGAAUUUAUAAUAAUUAUACAAAAGCAGUAUAAAUAUCCGUAGCUGUCAGUGUAUAUAAAAUACAUUGUAAAUAUUAUCAUAUAUCGUACGCUUAUUUUGAAAAAUGAAAAAAAAAAUUUGCUGCCAGAUAUAGUAACUAUUUAUAAGUCUUUUUUCUAGAGGAAUCAUUUUUCUAUAAAUAUUAUACAUUAUAUAUCAAACGACUAUAAUUAAUUGUAAAUAA
Polistes dominula (European paper wasp) is the source of this 1377-nucleotide messenger RNA. RefSeq lists its product as uncharacterized. Lineage: Eukaryota; Metazoa; Arthropoda; Insecta; Hymenoptera; Vespidae. The record is from RefSeq and is a predicted model, not a curated record.